UUGAGCGAGGGGAGGGGAGGCUGGCUGGGUGGCAGCUGGAAUUCUUGGAGUUUGAUGGGCUCGAGAGGUAGAAAUGGGAGCUAGGAUGCCUGGGUCCUCUGAGUGGGGAGUGGGGGCUUAAUAGGUUGCAGAAGGGGGAGCUGGAAAUCGUUGAGUUUUCCUGGGAGAAGCGACGGUAUAAAGGAAGGACAUGUGCAAACUAGAGGGAAGAGGCUUUAUUGUGGCGCUGUUGCAGAGUGGCACACUGAAGAGCAUUUGUAGGGUGCACGGCUGAUGUGCUGGGUGCAUUAAGGGAAAAGGUUGCUGAGAAGAGUUGAAGGGGCUGCAAUGCAGUAUCGGGGUGUUCUGUGAAGAUACUGGGGCAGUGGAGUGGGAGAUGUAAUGGGGCAAAGGGUUGCAUUAUUUUAAGGGGUGGUGUUUUGCUUUGGGGUGGAAGAGAUCCUGGCUGGGCAGUUGGGGAUAAGAUUUGGGUGGCUUGGUGUGUGUUGGAUGAUCAGCAUUUGGGGAGGUUGGCUAUUUCUAGAGGGCCCAUUGAUUAUUUUGUGGAUUGGAUUCUCUGUUGGAAUAUGAAUUCCUUUUAGGGCAUAUACCUGUGAAUUGGUGUGUGUAUAAUUUUAGGGCUUUAUAAUUCUGUAAAAGCUAUUCUGUUAAUUUCAUGGGUCUGUGUGCUUUGGCAUUUGGGAAACGUUAGGCUGUGAGAGGGAUAACUCCCCCAAACCUUCACUUAAAAAAUACACUACUCCAUCCCAUUUUGAAGGUGGUGAUUUUCUCAGUGGAGAUGAGAACUGGCCUGAUAUCACUUUGCUGGGAUUUCCUCAUUAAAUGAAUGGGUGUGUACGAACUUAAUUCACCAGAUGCACCCCUUAAUAUUGUAGGAACUUCCGGGUGCCAGAGGAUUUAAAAAGCUGUACUUAUUCCCCAGUGGAUAGUCCAUGGAGUAAUAUUGAAGGUUACUUGCCAGAAUUUGUCUUUGAGUAUCUGUUUAGUUGACGGAAAGCUGUGCUAUAAUUCUGGAAGUUUUGUAUUAAAUUGGAGAUGGAGAAGAACUUUGGGACUACAUUAUUUUGUGUGACACCCCAUUAAUCUCAACAGGUUCAUUUUGGACUGUUGAAGUUUUAUUUGUGUUCCUUAGAGGUUUCUUUCAAGUUUGGAAACAUACUGUAAUUAUUGGGGGAGGCAUUCUGGUUACUUUGGGGAUGUAAGAAAUCUUGGGUGGAGUUAUACAAUACCAAGGAGUUACUGUGUUCUGGGGAGUGGGGGCUGGAUUAUUUAAUAGUUGUGUGGAAUUUGAGGGAAUCAAUCCCUGCUAAAUGGAAGUCGGGCUCUAAAUAUUCAACAGGCUGAUUUUCUUGUUCAUAAAACCUACGCCUGAACACUAGGGUGACUUUAUCCAUUUUCUUGAGAAUAAUAUUGUCAAAGGGGGGCGGUGGGUGUUCCACCGCCUGAUGUGCCUCCAAGCCAUGUCAGCUUUUGGGGAUGCUCAUGAAUGGUAUAUGGGAGCUCUGAGCCGGCAGGAAGCAGCUGCAUGCCUCCAGGGACACCGCCAUGGAACCUUCUUGGUGCGGGAUAGUACCACAUGCCCUGGUGACUACGUGCUCUCUGUCAGUGAGAAUUCCAAGGUCUCUCACUACAUCAUAAAUAGUCUCCCGGGGCGUCUACGGAUUGGGGAGCAUGAAUUCGACGGCUUCCCUGCUCUGCUUGAUUUCUACCGCCUCCACUACUUGGACACUACCACCUUGGUAGCCCCUGUGGGUCGGGUCAUGGCCCCUGCAUCUGCUCAGCCCCCUCCUGCUGGCGAAUGGGUGCGUGCCCUCUAUGACUUCGUAGGCCGUGAUCAGGAGGACCUCCCGUUCACCAAGGGGGAACCGCUGAGGGUGCUGGCUAAGCCCGAAGAGCAAUGGUGGACAGCGCAACGUGCGGAUGGGCGUGUCGGAAUGAUUCCUGUGCCAUACGUCCAGCCCUGUCCAUAUGCUCACCCCAGCAGCCAUGGUGCCCCUCGCCACGCUCCAGUAAUCGCAAGAGCAGUGCAACGAAGGGUGCCAGGGGCCAAUGACAAGACAGCCCUGGCCUUUGAGGUGGGUGACCUCAUUGCUGUUACCAAGAUGAAUGUCAAUGGCCAAUGGGAGGGAGAGCUGAACGGGCGCCGUGGCCACUUUCCAUUCACCCACGUCAAGGUCUUGGAUCCUGAGGAAGCCAGCUGAGCGUUUGGUGUAACUGUGGAACUUUUGAUUUCCCCUGUGGAGGUGACAACUCCUAGACUCUGACCCACACCUGUGAGCUUCUGGUCAUCUUGAAAACCAUACUUCCUUAUACAAAACCUUGAAUUUUGACCUUCCCUUUUGGAUGUUAUGGAGCAUUGAUUCAUUGAUGCUCAAAUGCUUGGAUACUGACUGCUUCUACCACCUUGAACUCCUUGUCUUAUAAAGAUUGCUCCUUGACUGACUGUUCUUAAAUGCUGUGGUAGUUGACCUUCUGAACGUUUACCUUUUAUGGACUCCUUCAUAGUUGUUCAUUAGGAAUACUGACCCUUUGGCCUUGUGGUUUGAAACUUGGUUAUGUGCCCUUGAAUCUUGCAGUUCAAAAUCCUAUGACAACCCUGCCCCCCACAUAAGCUCUGAGCCUUUACUGCUGCCCUUUGGGCUUUGGUUGUUGACCUCUUUACUUCUUUGUGUAUUUUUUGUUGUUGUUGUUGACUUUGCUCGCAUGGGACAGAGGACGUGCUUGGCUUUGGUGGAGGACGGGAUUCCCACCCCACUUGUUUGUUCCAAACUGCCUUGUUAAUUAAAAGUUUCCUGCUAA
This is a messenger RNA of Eublepharis macularius, 2799 nucleotides long. Its product is annotated as crk-like protein. The transcript is spliced from 3 exons. The record is from RefSeq and is a predicted model, not a curated record. Gene Ontology annotation, biological process: positive regulation of ERK1 and ERK2 cascade. Gene Ontology annotation, molecular function: protein binding. Bases 1446 to 2201 code for a protein of 251 amino acids. NCBI's taxonomy places the organism in Eukaryota, Metazoa, Chordata, Lepidosauria, Squamata, Eublepharidae.